UUCUUUUUCUCACAUCAUCACACCAUCAUUUUGUACUUUUAACUCUAUUCAAAUCAAUAAUAAAAUGCCUGCUGUAGAUAACAACGUUAACCUUGCACCUACUACCGAACCCGCCAACACUAACGAACAAAAGAAGCAAAAGAAGCCAAUUCGUCAAGCUGUUGGUGGUAUUGUCAUUGAUACUGUUAACAAAAAGGUAUUAAUGCUUUCUAGUCGUAAGACAGAAGGUUCCUACCGUCUUCCUCGAGGAAACUGUGACGAAAACGAAACACCCGAACAAGCUGUCAUCCGUGUCCUCCAUGACGAAGCCGGUGUCGAGGUUGAAAAGAUCAGUCAAAAGGUCGGUACUUACACCGAGGCAAAUAAGAAGGGUAAGAUUGUCGGUCAUCACUGGAUGUUUGAAGUGACAAACCCCAAGCUUUUGGAUUCUUGGCCUGCUUUAGAUCGUAAGCGUGUUUGGUUUACUCUCGAAGAAGCUGUUGCUGCUUCUAGCGAUCGUCAUAUCGCCCGUUUAGCUCUCAACGACUGCUCUUUAUCUUCUGCAAAUCAUCAUUAAGCCCAUUCUUUCUCUUAGACAAAAUAUCCUCAAAACCUUCCUCACUCCAUUUCUUUGUUUCCGUUCAAUAUUCCUUUAGUUCCUCCUUACCAAGUGCAUCAUGCCUUAUAAGUACUAUCAUAUCUCUAUAACCGACAAUUGUAAAAAUUCACCAAUUCUCUCUUUUAUUUUUCUCUAUCCAUAUUAUGUUGAAGUACGUGAUUGAUUUCAUAUUCAAGGGAAAUAAAAUAGUUUCUUUUUCAUUCUUAGAAACUUGUUGCCAUGUCCUGCAUAAGUGCA
Mycotypha africana is the source of this 835-nucleotide messenger RNA. RefSeq lists its product as uncharacterized. Gene Ontology annotation, cellular component: nucleus; cytoplasm. Gene Ontology annotation, biological process: diadenosine hexaphosphate catabolic process; diadenosine pentaphosphate catabolic process; diphosphoinositol polyphosphate metabolic process. Lineage: Eukaryota; Fungi; Mucoromycota; Mucoromycetes; Mucorales; Mycotyphaceae. Gene Ontology annotation, molecular function: bis(5'-adenosyl)-pentaphosphatase activity; endopolyphosphatase activity; bis(5'-adenosyl)-hexaphosphatase activity. Bases 65 to 556 code for a protein of 163 amino acids. The transcript is spliced from 3 exons. The record is from RefSeq and is a predicted model, not a curated record.